UAAAAAAUAAAAUCACAAUUUUGCUAAAAUGGUGAGACCUAAAGGAAAUAAAGAGAAAAAAGAUAACGGGGAUCGUUACAAAGGUGUAAGGAUGAGGAAAUGGGGAAAAUGGGUAGCAGAAGUACGGCAACCAAAGAGCCGUGACAGAAUAUGGUUAGGAUCUUACGAUACGGCGGAGGAAGCGGCGAGAGCUUACGAUGCGGCGGUCGUUUGCUUACGUGGACCAUCGGCGACGAUUAAUUUUCCAAAUGAUCCUCCACUUAUUCCGUCGUCAGCGCCUAAUUGUGAUCAGCCGCAAUUGUCGCCGUCGCAAAUUCAAGUGGCGGCGUCGAGACAUGCGCGUAGGGUUUGUGAAUCAGCUGUUGUAGAUUCUAGAUUACCAGCUGUGGAAACUGUGUUUUUUAGAGAUAAUAAUAAUUCAGAGUUUGGUUGUUCUUCUUAUGUGGAUUGCUAUAAUUUGGCUACCACGGAUAAAACAAGUACCGGAGAUGGUGAAGUUUUGCAUGAUGAUUUAUUUGAUAGUGCUAGAAUGUGGACUUUCUGAAUUAAAAAAAGAAAAAAGAGUAUUUCGGUGCACAAAGUAUCUCGCGUUUAUGUUGGGUUCGGAAAAAAGCCGCACCUCACCUCGGGCUCACCUCGGGAGCUGUGAUAUACAGUUUGGCUGUUUUGCUGGCUUGAAUCCAUGACUGUUUCCGUAGCUCGAACACUAUAGUUAGACAACUAUUAGUGUACUUUCUGAUUAGUAGUAGGAUUAAUUAAGCACCUUCUCAUCAACUUUUAGUUCCAACUUUUACUAAAUUUGUUGCUUAUUAGGUUUAUGGGUACUCUGUUGUCUACUGGACUAGAUAAAUUCAUUUUACCUUGCAAAAUCUAAGUAAAAUAUUUUGCGAGGUCUUGGCAAGCUACCACUCUCUCUGUUCUCAAAUUUAUGUGAACGACUGGACACAUAUUUUAAAAAAAUAAUUUUUUUUUAAAUUUGUGAUCCUGAGUUAAAAAAGGCUCACAGUAUUUAUGUGGUUAUAAUUUUUUUAUAAUUUUUUUUAUUAAUGAUAGAAUUGUAAGUUUAAGUA
This is a messenger RNA of Nicotiana tabacum (common tobacco), 1070 nucleotides long. RefSeq names its product ethylene-responsive transcription factor ERF016-like. Gene Ontology annotation, biological process: regulation of DNA-templated transcription. Gene Ontology annotation, molecular function: DNA binding; DNA-binding transcription factor activity. The record is from RefSeq and is a predicted model, not a curated record. Lineage: Eukaryota; Viridiplantae; Streptophyta; Magnoliopsida; Solanales; Solanaceae.